AUGUCUCGGCACUGGCCAGAAAAGAGGCUUGCAAGCUCCUCUGCCCUGCUCCUGCUCCUGCCACCGCUUACAGCCAACAUGAAGAUGUCUGCAGCUGUUCUUGCUGCUCUCAUUGCAGUCUUCUGCUAUCAAACAUCUGCUGCUCCAGUCGGCGCUGACACACCAACCUCCUGCUGCUUCACCUACGUCUCCCGGCAGCUGCCGCGCAGCUUCGUGGCCGACUACUACGAGACCAACAGCAUGUGCUCCAAGCCGGCCGUCGUGUUCAUCACAAGGAAAGGCCGUGAGGUCUGCGCCAACCCCGAGAGCCAAUGGGUCCAGGAGUACGUGAACGACCUGGAGCUGAACUGA
This is a messenger RNA of Nothoprocta perdicaria, 351 nucleotides long. Its product is annotated as C-C motif chemokine 4 homolog. The record is from RefSeq and is a predicted model, not a curated record. Gene Ontology annotation, cellular component: extracellular region. Gene Ontology annotation, biological process: positive regulation of GTPase activity; immune response; positive regulation of ERK1 and ERK2 cascade. Lineage: Eukaryota; Metazoa; Chordata; Aves; Tinamiformes; Tinamidae. Gene Ontology annotation, molecular function: chemokine activity; CCR chemokine receptor binding.